AUGUCAGUCGCGGAGCUCAAAGAGCGCCACGUGGCGGCUAGCGAGACCGUCAACUCGCUCAGGGAGCGCUUGAAGCAGAAGCGAGCCUCGUUGCUCGACACAGAUGUGGCUGGGUAUGCAAAGUCUCAGGGGAAGACUCCGCUCACUUUUGGCCCCACCGAUCUCGUUUGCUGUAGAACCUUGCAAGGUCAUACAGGAAAGGUCUAUUCAUUAGAUUGGACCUCUGAAAAGAAUCGAAUUGUCAGUGCAUCUCAAGAUGGACGUUUGAUAGUAUGGAAUGCACUAACAAGCCAGAAGACUCAUGCCAUAAAGCUGCCUUGUGCAUGGGUCAUGACUUGUGCUUUCUCACCAACCGGACAAUCUGUUGCUUGUGGUGGUCUUGAUAGUGUUUGCUCUAUUUUCAACCUGAAUUCCCUGUGUGACAAGGACGGGAAUCUACCUGUAUCAAGAACACUUAGUGGACAUAAGGGUUAUGUUUCCUCCUGUCAAUAUGUUCCAGAUGAGGACACUCACCUGAUUACUGGAUCUGGUGAUCAAACAUGUGUCUUGUGGGAUAUUACUACCGGACUCAGGACUUCAGUUUUUGGAGGUGAAUUUCAGUCUGGACACACUGCAGAUGUACUGAGUGUAUCCAUCAAUCAAAGCAACUCAAGAUUGUUUGUCUCUGGUUCUUGUGAUGCAACUGCCCGAUUGUGGGACACUCGUGUUGCAAGUCGAGCAGUGCGGACGUUUCCUGGUCAUGAGGGAGAUGUGAAUGUGGUGAAGUUUUUUCCGGAUGGAAAUAGAUUUGGAACUGGCUCAGAUGAUGGAACUUGCAGGUUAUUUGACAUCAGGACUGGGCACCAGCUCCAAGUAUAUCACCAGCAACAUGGUGAUAACGACUUCCCGCCUGUGAAAACCAUUGCAUUCUCAAUAUCAGGAAGGCUUCUCUUCGCGGGAUACACAAACAGUGAUUGCUAUGUAUGGGAUACUUUAUUGGCAAAGGUGGUUUUGAACUUGGGAUCCCUCCAGAACUCACAUGAGUCCCAGAUUAGCUGUUUGGGUUUGUCAGCUGAUGGAAGUGCCUUGUGUACAGGAAGUUGGGAUACAAAUUUGAAGAUGCUUUAUAGAGCUGAAGCGCUUAUAGUUGUUGGAAUUUUGCCUUCUUAUCGGGACCACAUUGUUGAUUACGUCUCUCAUGAGAAUACAAGUCAAUCCCCCAUGGGUGUCAUCUGUGCAAGAGAUAUGGUCAGCGCUGUGUACUAUAAUGUUCUCUGGGUUAGAUUCAUUGGAGUAUCUGACUAUAAUAAAUGUUUGUUUGUUGGGUUGAUAGACCUUGCCAUUCGUUAUAUGGGCGUUUGGAGGCCAUAG
This is a messenger RNA of Prunus armeniaca (apricot), 1350 nucleotides long. NCBI's taxonomy places the organism in Eukaryota, Viridiplantae, Streptophyta, Magnoliopsida, Rosales, Rosaceae. The record is from the annotation of a GenBank genome assembly.